Gadus chalcogrammus (walleye pollock) is the source of this 2129-nucleotide messenger RNA. RefSeq names its product zinc finger protein 112-like. The transcript has 6 exons. The coding region runs from base 132 to 1442 and encodes 436 amino acids. NCBI's taxonomy places the organism in Eukaryota, Metazoa, Chordata, Actinopteri, Gadiformes, Gadidae. Gene Ontology annotation, biological process: central nervous system development; regulation of transcription by RNA polymerase II. Gene Ontology annotation, molecular function: DNA-binding transcription factor activity, RNA polymerase II-specific; RNA polymerase II cis-regulatory region sequence-specific DNA binding. The record is from RefSeq and is a predicted model, not a curated record. Gene Ontology annotation, cellular component: nucleus.
AUUUUUUUGCCAGUCGUUACAGUAAUAUACCGGAAGAGGCCAUUGGGCGCAUGCCGUUCUGGGGUAAAUCGACAUCACAGUUUAUUUUGUUAUCAGUAACUUGUUACCUCUCGCCGGUAGUCGAGUAAAAUAUGUUAAUAAACAUGUCACCGUGCGGCUCAACUAUGGAAGAACAGCUUUCGUCGAUAAUGGACGUGCUUGCGAAAGCGGCUGUAUCUGAAAUUAGCCAACUGUUCUCGGAAGGGUCGGCUACUCUUCAGUUACAAAUAACUCGGAGCCGCGAAGAAAACGAAGCGCUGAGGACGAGGAUGAAGGAGAUGAGGAGUGAGCUGUUUUCUUUGCGGCUUCAGACAAGAUCGAAAGCAUCGGGUGCGGCAAGUCGUUUUGCACUGGCUCGAGACAACAUCGGCAAACCACGGACUACAUCACAGGGAAAUGAAUCAUCAUCAUCAGGCUUGAAGCCCCUGAUAUACCACAAGGCGGUUGGACAUUCCCCUUUUCAUUCACCAUCCAAAAGUGUGGAGUCGUCAGUUACAAGUCCAGCAGAGGGGACCCCCGGAAUAAUUUUAAUCAAGAUUGAAGAAGACAUCAGUGGAUGCAGGCCAGCAGAAGACUGCAAUGCCUAUGGAGGCCGAAGCAUGCAGAGCGCAGCGGCCUCUGAGUUUCUACAUGUGGUCGCCCCCAGCUCCUCCCACGUGUCCAGUCAAAACGCGGAGCUGAGGAUCCUGAGUGUCCGCGGACUGGCCGUGGAAGGCCAUGAAACCCUGUUCAACGUGUCCGAAUUGGAGGCCCUAAACUCGCUGUCUGCAGACUGCAGCGUGGCCAAGAGCCUGGACUGUGGCGAGCGGUUGGAUUGCCGCAAGGAGCUGGCUGUGCAGAAGGAGACCCCAGACAACAUUUUGAUCAAGGUGGAAGAGGAUAUUGGUGGAAGCAUCCCACCUGUAGAAGACUGCAAUGACAUUAGAGACUGCAGCACACAGCCUGGUGCCACCUCGGAUAGUCUGCAUCCCGAUGCCCCUGGCUCCUCUCACAUGUCCAGUCACAAGUUCAGUCGAGUUCACUCCCUGGAGAAGCCCUACAGGUGUGACCAAUGCAUGAAGGGCUUCAAACGGAGCUACGACCUGAAGAUCCACAUGAGGAUUCACUCUGGGGAGAGGCCUUACAAGUGUGAGCAAUGCAUGAAGCGCUUCAGUCAAAGCUACAACCUGAAGAUCCACAUGAGGAUUCACUCCAGGGAGAAGCCCUACAGGUGUGAACAAUGCAUGAAGCGCUUCAGUCAGAGUUACCACCUGAAGAUCCACAUGAGGAUUCACUCUGGGGAGAAGCCCUGCGUGUGUCUCCAGUGCAAGGCCAGCUUCAGCGAUCCAAGACAUUUGCGUGAGCACAUGAUCAAUGCACACGGGCAUUGGGGUGAGUUGACACGGGUCAACGGGACGCUUUGAUUGACACCUUUAUCCUGUUUAUGUUCAAAUUACUACUUUAAGGUUUUAUCACGAUUUAAAGACGCUUUCGGAUAUUUCUAAAAUAAAUAUAUAUAUUUCAGCUUUAUUGUUAAGAAAUUCUUCACACAGACAUCAAUAACAAUUUUUUGGACACUUCGGAUUGCAAAAUAAUUGAUUACAUUUAAAGCAUGAUCAUGGGAAGAUACAGGCAUUAAAGUUAACAAGUAAACAUUCAAUGAGACGAUGGGUUUACAUGUUUCUUAUUGGGAAACUUUCACAUUGUGGAUUAAUACAAAUAAAACAAAAGUUAGGGGGAGUGACAAUCGUGGAGAAUUUAGGAUCUGCCAUGUUGGGAGGGACCAAGUUAAAUUGCAAUAAAUUAUAGGUGAGGUGGACAUUGCGGCAAGACGGAUAAAGGAAUCUACACAACGAAGAAUUCAGUUGUUUGGCAUGGUCUUAGUAUUAGACUUCGUGGCUACAGAGGAAGGGAGAUAUCUUUAGGUCCAAGGAAUUUAAACAGUUCCUUGUAAAUUGACUAGUAAUUAUAUAAACAAGGUUGAUAUAAUGUUUAAUUAUAUAUUAUAGUUAUUAUUAAUAUUCACACAACACUGUCUUCAGCUCAUUCCAAAGUAUGCUAGACCCCUAGAUCACCCACCAUUUCCAUUACUCCUGGUUGGGUUCGAGCCU